AUGACCAUCACAGAGAAGAUAAAAGACGCCGUUGGCAUCAGCCAUGACUCUACUCCCACAGCACCCGCAACCAGAGAGCAGAUGUCGGAAGCCCGAUUACCAUUGGCGUAUCGGGACAGCUGUGCACAUCUCCUAAUUCCGCUAAACAAAUGCCGAUACGACAAUUACUACCUUCCGUGGCGAUGCGAGGACGAACGACACGGAUACGAGAAAUGCCAGUAUGAAGAGUUCAAGAAGCGGGUUGCGAAGAUGGACGAGCUCAGGAAGGAGAAAGGGGGCGCGAGAAGUAACUAA
Messenger RNA from Eremomyces bilateralis CBS 781.70, 294 nucleotides. RefSeq lists its product as uncharacterized. Gene Ontology annotation, cellular component: mitochondrion. The transcript is spliced from 3 exons. The record is from RefSeq and is a predicted model, not a curated record. NCBI's taxonomy places the organism in Eukaryota, Fungi, Ascomycota, Dothideomycetes, Eremomycetales, Eremomycetaceae. Bases 1 to 294 code for a protein of 97 amino acids.